CGAUCCCGAGAUGCAUGCCCCUCCACCCGCUCUGAAGCCUUAUAUGUAAAGUAGAGCACCAGCUCUCCGGCGAUGCCUUCACACUGCCCCCCAGGAAGACCAAUCGCCCAUCUCACAUAACACGGGUAACUCGCCCAUCAUGCAUUCUACCAAUGGCAACAGCAAGCUCGCACCUCUCGAAACCCCGCCAGGCCGGCCGGACGAAGCAUACGUCCUGCAAUCCCUCUGCGGCGAGCUGAUCUACAUCCCCUGCUCCAAAUCCAUCAUGCGCCUCGCGGUAACGGGCAAAGAAACCAACGAUUCCUUCUGCGUAGUCGGCACGGGGGGCGCGCAAAGCGAUCCCAUCGGCUUCCACUACCAUCGCCAAGCGCACGAUGUCUUCCUCUGCAUCAAAGGCAACAUUAAUGUCUGGGCCAAUGACCAGUGCCGAACUCUCGGGCCGGGUGACUUCGCCAGCGUGCCUCCGGGCGUCAUCCACCAAUAUCAAAUUGUGGGAGAUUACACCGAGUUCUUGGGCUUGAUUGUUCCCGGCGGGUGGGAGGAGUUCUUUCGUUUCAUCGGCGAGCCGUAUAACGGGCCUUUGUUCCCUCUCACCGACGACCGGAAUGUUUUCCAGGUGCUGAUUCCCAAGUUGAAGGCGGCGGCGGAGCAGUUUGAUAUGGUUCCCGUCCGGGAUCAUCCGAGUGUCGAACCGCAAGCAUGGAUUGCAGGCAAAGACGACAACCUUCCUGGCGCUCUGGAGCCGUACUUUCUCCGAGCUGGGACUGGACCACGGCAUUUGAUUGGAGGGGUUGUGUGCACCACUCUUGCUGGCAUGGCGGAGUCCAACGGCCGUUUCUCCAUCGCCAGCAUCGAGGGCUGCUCUGCACACGAACCAAGCCCGCUGUCCAAGGGGUUGACGUUCGAUGAAGUUCACCACGCCUUCUACGUCGUCGACGGAAGUGUGACCUUCAAGCUUGGAAACGAGCAAGUGACCCUGACAUCAGGCCAGUCAAUCUUUGUCCCUCAAGCACAUUCCUUCGCCAUCACUUUUGCCAGCCGCUUCGCGAAAGCGUACGUCUUCACCAACGGAGAGGGUCUGCCCGGGUUACUGCGGAAAGCUGGCACUCCCUUUCAGGAAAGCAUCCCGCCUGCAAACCCCACGUCUUGGGAGGAGUCAAGGCUGCGCGAGCACGAGUCUUCAUUCAAGUUUUCGCUCGCUUCAGCGUAGUUAGAUAUCUGCCUAUUGAUAAUUGACAAAGAACU
Molecule: messenger RNA, 1245 nt
Organism: Neohortaea acidophila
Lineage: Eukaryota; Fungi; Ascomycota; Dothideomycetes; Mycosphaerellales; Teratosphaeriaceae
Product: RmlC-like cupin domain-containing protein
Exons: 1
Coding region: 140-1210 (356 amino acids)
Source: RefSeq, a predicted model, not a curated record